Closterium sp. Naga37s-1 is the source of this 4263-nucleotide messenger RNA. NCBI's taxonomy places the organism in Eukaryota, Viridiplantae, Streptophyta, Zygnematophyceae, Desmidiales, Closteriaceae. The record is from the annotation of a GenBank genome assembly.
AUGAUGCGCAACGACUGCCUGGCCGUGCUGCGCGAGAUGUGCUUCGCGUCCGCGUGCUUCUCCGAGGGGCUGUCCGUGCAGCGCCAGUUCCUCAUCCGCCUCUUCGCGCUCAUGGAGAAUAAGAUCACCUUCGACUACGCCGUCGCGCUAGCGGAGGAGAUCCUGGCGGUGGGGGAGGAGACGCUGAAUCUGGGGUCGGUGCCCAACUUCGCGCGGCUGGUGCGCGGGCUGUCGUCGCGGCAGCUCUCCUUCUUCUGCCGCGUGCUCGCCAUGGUCGUCUUCGAACCCGAGGACCGCGCGCCCGAGGUCUCCGCGCUGCAGAAGGGCGCGGACCCGGCGGAGCGCGCGGAGCGGGAGGCGGAGUGGGCGGUGGCGGACGGCAAUCACGACGUGCUGCUCGCCAUCCCCGACAUCCUCGCCAACCUCGUCAAGCUGCUGCAGAUGGAGAGCAGCGGCGAGGCGGACCUGUGGUCGCCCAGCCUGAGCGAGUGGCAGCCGCUGCUGGGCGACCUCAUGGCUGGUGAGGACGAGACCGCUGCUGACUGGGGGCCUGAAGAGGACGACGAAGAGGACUAUAACGAGGACGGGGAGGAGUACGAGGAGGAGGAGGAGCAGGAGGAGGAUGAUGAGGAGGUGGAGGUGGAGGAGGAGGAGGAGCAGGAGGAGGAUGAUGAGGAGGUGGAGGAGGUGGAGGAGGAGGUUGAUAUGGAGGGCGAGUUGCUGGAGGAGGACGAGGAUGUGGAGGGCGCAGAUGCAGAGGAGGGGGAGGGGGAGGAGGCGGAGGAAGGGGAAGGGUCUGGGUUCUACGAGGAUGUUGAGGAGGAGAUUGCAGGGGAGGACGAGGAGGAGGGCGGGGAGGGGGAGGAAGUAGAGGAGGGGGAGGAAGUGCGCGGAGGGGGGAGCAGGAGUGGGGGCGAGAGGCAGGGGCCCAGGUUGGGGAGGCUUUGGGGGGGAGGGGAUGGUGCGGAGAGGGCGGGAGGUGCGAGGGAGAGGAGGGAGAGUGCGGGUGGGGGUGCUGGAGCUAUUCAUUUCAUACAGGGCUUGUUUGGCUGGGGGACCGGCGAUGCUGGUACCAGCACCCAUAGCACUGGCGGUGGCAGUGGCGGAGGUGGGGGAGGGAGGGAGGCGGAAGGGAAUGGGGGGGCGAGAGGCGCGGCACAAGGUGCGUCGGAAGGCGCUGCGUCAGGGGGAGACGGCGGAGAUGGCGGGGCGGAAGCCUCUGGCGCUGCAGGCAGGCAGGCGGGCAGGGGGAAUCUCUGGGGAGGGUUCGGGCUGUUUGGGGGCAUGGGCGGACUUCGACCAGGGGGAGCAGGCGGAGGGGGAGGAGCAGUGCGGGAGGGAAGAGGCGGGGCAGGGGAAGGAGGAGAGGAGCAGGAGCCUGGUCCGGAUGGCGGUGGUGGUGCUGUGGCUGUCAGUCAACGGCGAACUGGUGCUGCUGCGCCUGCAGCAGGAGUAGCGCCACGCGGAGCAGCAGAUACCACCCGAGGGCCCUUCUCCCCUCGUUCGCCGCCUGUUGCCGCUCCUCCCCCCCGCAUGCCGCCGCUCCUCCCCCCCUCCCCCCAUGCUGCCGUGCUGCCAUUCUCCCCCCAUCCCACCGUCCUUACAGGAACCUCCACCUCCCCUCCUCGACCGCCCCCCAACCGCACUCCACCCACUGCAACCCAACUGGGAGCGCUUCCCCAAGUGAAUACUAUAGGCAAUCCAAUGACCGCCAAUCCCCUCAACCUGCUCCCACUCACCGCGCCUGCCAACCCCGCCGCUGCUGCUACCACCGCAGAGGCAGCAGGCGCGGGGAUUCCUGCGGGCGCGCGCGUGAUGGUGUUCGUGGGGAACCCGCCGCGGCUGCUGGGGGAGGUGCCCGAGGGCGAGCUGGAGCCCUUCCUGCGCGCGCUGCCCCAGGGCGCGGUUACCGUUCUCAGGGCUGGCGAAAUCGGGUUACCAGAGGGCGCGGGGCCUGCUGCUGUGGCGACGAACAUGGCUGCUUCGUUCAUGGAGCAACAGCAGGUGGAGGUGCUAUUCGUGCUGUGUGCGCUGUGUGGCGGCAAGCGCAAGGAAGCGGUGCAGGACCAGCUGGCGGGGCUGGGGCUCGUGGCCAUCCUCGUUGACUCGUUUGACCGCCUCAACUGGUCUGCACCGCUGCCGCCGCCCGCUGAACCCCACGGCAUCCACGGCCCCGGCUGCUCCUGCAACCCCGAGUCGGCCCUGAAGAUACAGUACCUGCGUCUCAUCCACAACUUCUGUGACCGAGACGGUCCCAACCUGCACAACAAGCUGCUCCUCGCCUCGCCCGGUGGUGUACCACCACCGCAUGAUGCUGCUACACCACCCAGGAUCGCUGCCUCGGGAGUCGCUGCAAGUGCAAUCACCCCUGGGAGCACUGCUGCUGGUGCCGGUGGUGGUGGGAGUGGUGGGGCGAGCAGCAGUGGUGUCGGCAGUGCUGGCAGCAGCAGCUCCAGCGGCAGUAGUGGGAGUGUGGAGGGGAGGGUGCAGGGAGGCACGCAGGGAGAGGGAAACGGACAGGGGCGGGGACAAGGAGAGGGAGAGGGGGAGGAGCAAGGGUAUGCGCUGGGGUUUGGGGCAAGCUUAGGCCGGGCGCUAGGGUUCUCACCGAACCAAUGGCUGCCUGGCUUGGGUAUCAGAGAUGGCGCAGGUGACUCUGGUGUGCUGUCCCAGGCCGUGGGAGUGGGCGCCAGCAGAGGAGAGGGAAUCAGUUCAAUAGCAGCAGCAGGAGCAACAGAAGCAGCAGCAGCGGGAGCAGGUGGGGUGGUGGAGGGCGGGGCGGGCGAGGAGGAAAAAAACGAGGCGCUGAUGCUGAAGAUCAUCCGAGUGCUCAUGAAGGAGUCAGCCGACUCCGUGUACCGCUUCUGGCUGGCCUCCUGUGUCGAGGCCUUCCUGCGAGGCUCCAACCCGCGCGACCAGCAGCUGGUGGCGGCCACGGGCCUCAUGGAGCACCUGGUGGAGGAGAUUCUCCGAGGGGCGUCGGGCUUUAAGUGCGCGGCGUCGCUGCAGAUCGACUUUGACCUGCUGGGUGAGCUGGUGAAGUUCAACCCGGUGCUGUUCCGGCGCCUGGCGGCGCUGGUGCAGGGCGAGCGGUUCAGCCGGUUCAUAGAGGUGCUGGUGGCGCACCUCGUGGACUCAAAUGUCUUUAUUCGAUCUGUCAUGCUCUCCCUCCACGCCUUCCGCACCGGCCUCCCCACCCCGCCCUACCUCGGCCCCUGCCCCACGCCUGCGCUCCCCCCUCCUGUGCUGUCCCCUGCGCUCCCAUCCACGUCCGCUGCUCCGCCCUCGCUAGUGUCAUCUUCCUCCUUAAGCCCUGCGCCCGCCCUGCAGUCCUCCUCAUCUGCUGCUGCUUCUGGGGAAGAGGAGGCGAAGAAGGAUGCGGGACUUGCGGCUGAUGGCAGUGAUGCUGAUGCUAGCGGUGGCGGGAGUGAUGGUGAUGGUGAUGGUGAUGGUGGCGAUGCUAACAGCAGCUCAAGCGAGGGCACAGGCAGAAUAAGCAGAGAGAGAGAAGAAGAGUCGGCUCUUAAGGCCACACCCUUAUGUGCGGCACCACUUGGGGGGUCGGUGGAAGAGGAGGAGGAGGUGGAGCUGGCGUCACCCCUGGCGGCGUUCAUGGAGUGCAACUCCGUGCUGCUUCUGCGCGACCUCAUGCUGGUUGUGCGCCUGGGCGACAUCAACCAGGACAACAUCUGUGUGCUCAACACGGCGCUCAUCUUCUUCAUCUUCGCCAAUCGCAACGCACAGCUCCUCUCUCUGCUCGCCGCCCUCCGGGCCGCCGACAAGGCCCAACCUGCAUCCCUUGCCGCUUCCACCACCCUCCUCCAACCCUCCGCCCCUUCCUCUCCUGCUUCCCCAUCCUCCCCUUCCUCCUCCUCACCCUCGUCCUCGCCCUCCUCACGCUCUCCCUCUUUCCUCUCCAAGCCCCCGUCUUCUGCUCUCCUCAACCCAUCUUUGCUGCCUGAGCCGCUUUUUUCCACGUCUGAAGACUCGUCCUCUGGAGUGGGCCCAGGCAGCGUGAUGAAAAACUUUCGGGCGCUGCUGGACUUUUGGCGGGAGUAUUAUCUGAGGAAGAGGGGCAGGGACUGUGCCAGCCUGCAGUUCUCCACCAACAUUCCCUUCACCGAGUGGCUCCGAGUCGUUGAAAUGCUUUGUGCGCCGCCCGACUGCCCUACCUCGCUUUUGUACUGCCCGCCGCUGCCCGCUAGUGGCUCGCAGUGCUCCUCUGUUGGGCUCAGGGUUGACCCCCCUCCCCGACGGUGCUGA